GUUGUUCUCAUUAUUAAUAUUCAUGUCUUUUUCAAAAAUUACGAAUACCAAAUAUUGCUCCAGCAAUUCAGCUAUUUAAGAACUUAAGUGCUCAUUUAACGAGUGUAUCAUCUAUGUCUACAAUGGAAAUCUAUCUCAUCACUUCCAUAGCCCUUGCCACUGUAAUCUUCUUUCUUUUUAAGUUUAUUGCAACCCGUAAGACACCCAAGAGAAACCUCCCUCCUGAGCCAUGGGGACUUCCCAUCAUCGGACACAUGCAUCAUUUGAAUGGUACGUUGUCACAUCGUGGUAUUACAAACUUAGCCAGGAAGUAUAGUACUUUUUUGCAUCUACGAUUUGGCGAGGUCUCCACAAUCGUGGUGUCCCCCCCAAAAUUGGCCACAGAUAUCAUCUUUUCUCCCUAUGGUGAGUACUGGAGGCAAUUGCGUAGGCUUUGCACCAUGGAGCUCUUGAGUGCCAAGAAAGUGAAGUCUUUUCCGUCUCUUCGUGAGGAGGAGUCAUGGUAUCUUGUUCAAGAUAUUCGAUCAUCAGGGAUGUGUUUGGAGCUGGUGCGGACACUGCUAAAUGGAAAAGAAAAGAUCCAAGAAGAAGAUAUUCAAGAUCUCAGCUACUUAAACCAAGUAAUCAAAGAAACAUUAAGGGACCCAGAAUACUGGAAUGAUCCUGAAAGUUUUAUACCAGAGAGGUUUGAAAACAAUCCCACUAAUAUCCUCGGUGAAGACUAUGAGUAUCUACCAUUUGGGGCUGGGAGAAGAAUGUGA
This is a messenger RNA of Lactuca saligna, 761 nucleotides long. The record is from the annotation of a GenBank genome assembly. NCBI's taxonomy places the organism in Eukaryota, Viridiplantae, Streptophyta, Magnoliopsida, Asterales, Asteraceae.